GUUUUGCAGGAUGCACGGAGUACAGUAAUAUAAGAGAGAUGAUCACCAUGUUGUUCCCGCGGCCUCCGCUUCGCCUCAGCAUCUAUUCUCAUUCGAAUUGACCUGCAGUACACAAGACCCUGCUUCGCAAAAUGUACUACGAACCCGGCGUCACCGAGCAUAACCUCCCCCAUGACCCUUUUAAGGCAUGUGUGAUCCCCCGUCCCAUCGGCUGGAUCUCCACGCAAUCCCCGGACGGCCGAAUCAGCAAUCUGGCGCCCUAUUCGCAGUUCAACAACCUCACCUUCGAUCCGCCGUACGUGAUGUUCUCCUCAAAUCUGACCGCGACCGAGACCCGGAAAGACACCGUCGUCAACGCCGAGGCGACCGGCUUCUUCGUCUGGAAUCUUGCGACGUACGACCUGCGCCAUGCGGUCAACAUCUCCGCCGAGCAGUUCCCCUACGGGGUCGACGAAUUCGAGAAAGCGGGCGUCACCAAGGAACCUGCCCGGCUGGUCGACGUGCCAAUGGUGAAAGAGAGCCCUGUCAAGUUCGAGUGCAAGUACCACUCCACCAUCCGGCUGCCGGGGAACCCGCCUAUGGGAACGGUUGAUAUCGUGAUCGGGCGGGUUGUGGCGGUGCAUAUCAAGGAUGAGGUGCUGACAAAUGGGAUUCUGGAUGUUCGGAAGACGAGGCCGAUCGCCCGGUGCGGGUACUAUCAGUAUACCGUCAUUGAGAAUACCUUUGAGAUGGUGAUUCCGGGAUCGUCGGAGGAUGUGUUGUAUGGGUUGGAGGGAAGUGCGAAGAGGAACCGGCUAAAGAAUGAAGAGGGCCAGAAGAGCGAAGAGUAAUCGUGGCGUGGUUGAUAUUUAGAAUAUAG
Molecule: messenger RNA, 859 nt
Organism: Aspergillus saccharolyticus JOP 1030-1
Lineage: Eukaryota; Fungi; Ascomycota; Eurotiomycetes; Eurotiales; Aspergillaceae
Product: flavin reductase family protein
Exons: 2
Coding region: 132-830 (232 amino acids)
Molecular function (GO): FMN binding
Source: RefSeq, a predicted model, not a curated record